This is a messenger RNA of Lathyrus sativus (Indian pea), 645 nucleotides long. The record is from the annotation of a GenBank genome assembly. NCBI's taxonomy places the organism in Eukaryota, Viridiplantae, Streptophyta, Magnoliopsida, Fabales, Fabaceae.
AUGGAUGUUUCUUCCUCUUCGACAAGUCACACUGAAUUCGAUUACUUGUUCAAGCUUCUUAUGAUUGGUGAUUCUGGAGUUGGAAAGAGCACGCUGCUUCUCAGAUUCACUUCUGAUAAUUUCGAGGAUCUUUCUCCCACUAUCGGUGUAGAUUUCAAAGUUAAAUAUGUUACACUUGGUGGAAAAAAGUUAAAACUUGCUAUUUGGGACACAGCUGGACAGGAAAGGUUUAGAACACUUACAGGUUCAUAUUAUAGAGGUGCACAAGGAAUAAUUAUGGUAUAUGAUGUAACGCGGCGGGACACCUUUACAAAUCUAUCUGACAUAUGGGCUAAAGAAAUUGACCUAUACUCAACAAAUCAAGAUUGCAUCAAGAUGCUUGUAGGGAACAAAGUUGACAAGGAAAGUGAAAGGGUUGUUACCAAAAAGGAAGCGGUGGACUUUGCAAGGCAAUAUGGAUGCCUUUAUACUGAAUGCAGUGCAAAAACUCGAGUUAAUGUUGAGCAGUGUUUUGAAGAGCUUGUAAUGAAGAUUUUGGAUACACCCAGCCUCUUGGCCGAGGGCUCAUCUGGUGUGAAAAAGAACAUCUUCAAGCAGAAACCCCAAGAAUCUGAUGCAUCAACUAGUAGCUGUUGCUCAUGGUGA